AUGGGACAUCACUCAUGCUGCAACAAGCAAAAGGUGAAGAGGGGCCUGUGGUCACCAGAGGAGGAUGAGAAACUCAUCAACUACAUUACAACCAACGGCCAUGGUAGUUGGAGCUCAGUUCCUAGACUUGCCGGCCUACAAAGAUGUGGGAAGAGCUGCAGACUAAGAUGGGUAAAUUAUCUCAGGCCAGACUUGAAACGUGGGAGCUUCUCCCCCCAAGAAGAAGCACUCGUCAUUGAGCUCCAUAGCAUUCUUGGUAACAGAUGGUCUCGGAUAGCCAAGCACCUACCUGGAAGAACAGAUAAUGAGGUGAAGAACUUUUGGAACACAAGCAUAAAGAAGAAGCUGAUCAUGUCGUCCCACGAUGCUGUUCCUGUUUUAUCAACCUUUCCUAGUGGUUUAGAGGAAGGAAAUGCAAACCCUAGUUUGAUCCAAAACUCUCAAGAAGACCAACAACACCUUCCCCCUCCAAUCACAAUGCUGCAAGGUUUCUAUCAGACCAAUUGUAUUCCCACUUUGGUUCAUCAUCCGCUGUUAAUCCCACCACCACCAUCAGAUUCAUCUUCUUAUGAUCAAACUUGGUCACUGGGCUAUGAUCAACCCCAUCAACUUGAAUAUCCCAGUCAACAAGUUCAGAUUUUCAGCCAGGGAGCAACUCCACAUGAUAUUAAUCCACUAAUGGUGCCAAAAAUGGCGGAACUCUAUGAGAUCAUGAUCACUGGAAAUGCUAGCAGUCCUUCGCCAGAAUUUUUUGGGUCUUUUCCUCAUCAUUCACAAAUUUCAGGCAUUCAAACGGAUCACAGUGGCAACAUCAUAUCAUCAUCAUUGACAGUAUCAUCACUGCCACCGCUGUGA
Molecule: messenger RNA, 855 nt
Organism: Alnus glutinosa
Lineage: Eukaryota; Viridiplantae; Streptophyta; Magnoliopsida; Fagales; Betulaceae
Product: transcription factor MYB61-like
Exons: 3
Coding region: 1-855 (284 amino acids)
Source: RefSeq, a predicted model, not a curated record